UCUUCCCUGCUGAAGCCAAAGGUUAUGAUCGCCAUUGUGGCUCGUAACGCAGCGCACAGCCUGCCACAUUAUCUGGGCUGCAUCGAGAGGCUGGAGUACCCGAAGGAGCGCAUAGCGAUCUGGGCAGCAACAGACCAUAAUAUGGACAACACCACGGCCAUGUUGAGAGAAUGGCUGAAGCAAGCCCAGCAUGUCUAUCACUACGUGGAGUGGAGACCCAUGGAGGAGCCGAAGUCCUACACAGACGAGUGGGGUCCAAAGCACUGGCCGCCUUCAAGGUUCAACCAUGUGAUGAAGCUGCGGCAGGCGGCGCUGAAGGCUGCCAGGGAACGAUGGGCCGACUACAUACUAUUCGUAGACAGCGACAACCUGCUGACCAACCCUCAUGUGCUGAACCUGCUGAUGGCUGAGAACUUGACCCUGGUGGCUCCCAUGUUAGAGUCUCGCUCGCUCUACUCCAACUUCUGGUGUGGCAUCACCCCACAGGGUUACUACAAGCGGACCCCAGACUACCAGCCGAUCAGGGAGUGGAAGCGUCUCGGCUGCUUCCCUGUCCCCAUGGUGCACAGCACCUUCUUAUUAGACCUGCGCAGGGAACUGAGCAGGGACCUGGCUUUCUACCCUCCGCACCCGGACUACAGCUGGGCAUUUGAUGACAUCAUGGUGUUUGCUUUCUCGGCACGUCAAGCAGGAGUGCAGAUGUAUGUGUGUAACAGAGAACACUACGGCCUGCUGCCUGUCCCUCUCAAAGCUCAGCAGAGUGUUGAAGAUGAAAGCGAGAGUUUCAUACACACCAUCACGGAGGCUUUGAUUGACCACGACAUUGAGCCCUCUGUGCACCUGUAUUAUCCAGCAUCAACCCAGGACACCAUUGGCUUUGAGAAAGUCUUCUUGAUCAACCUGAAGCGUCGGUUGGACAGAAGAACCAGGAUGUUGAAAACAAUGUCGUCACUGGGUCUACAUGCCACGCUGCUGGAGGCCGUGGACGGCAAGGCUCUCAAUUCGUCCCAGCUGCAGGCGCUGGGAAUAGAGAUGAUGCCGGACUACAAAGACCCUUACUCCGGCCGGGUCCUGACCCGAGGGGAGAUCGGUUGCUUCCUCAGCCAUCACUCUAUUUGGAAACAGGUGUUGGAGCGUGGCCUCCAGAAGGUUCUUGUUUUGGAGGAUGACGUAAGGUUUGAGCCCAGGUUUAAGAGACGACUCCAGGCUAUAAUGGAUGACAUAGACAAAACCCAGCUGGACUGGGACCUCAUCUACGUGGGGCGUAAACGCAUGCAGGUGCAGCAGCCGGAGCAGUCGGUGGACGGAGUCAACAACCUGGUGAAGGCCGACUACUCCUAUUGGACGCUGGGCUACGCGCUGUCACAGCAGGGAGCCAGGAAGUUACUGGCUGCCGAACCCUUCACAAAGAUGCUGCCUGUCGACGAGUUCCUGCCGGUCAUGUUCGACAAACACCCCAACACUAAGUUCAUGUCUUACUUUGAGAAUCGGGACCUGAAGGCGUUCUCCGUGGAGCCGCUGCUCAUCUAUCCCACCCACUACACCGGAGAGCCGGGCUACAUCAGCGACACGGAGACCUCCACCAUCUGGGAUGACGAGGCCGUGGCCACGGACUGGGACCGCCAGCACGCCCGCAAGACGGCCCAGCAGGGCAGAAUCCGCCCCGUGGCGCAGAACAGCGUCACCGGAGACUCGCCGCCUCCCGCAGCCCGAGCCUCGCGGGAUGAACUCUGAUACAGAGACCUGACACUCAGAGAGAAAGACUCGUGUUUACUAUGCCAUGUACACACAGUGAAUGUCAUGUGUACACACACUUGAAAAGACACUUGAACUACAAGCGGACAUACUGUACAUUCAUACACACACACACACACUGGUGUCCAAGUGGAUAAAAGCAGAGUUUAGAUGUCAAUCUUCUGCCUGAUGCACGGACACUGAGGAGAGGAAGAAGAGAAGAGUCUGGGACGAAGGCCAGCAGGCCUUUAACAAAAGCUUUAUUUAUUCCCCAUGUGCCUCCUCUGGGCAUGUGGAGACAGUUACGGCCAGAGAAACUUAAGCAACACAUGGAAGACAGCUAACAUCAUUUUCAGGACAUGAAAGAAAAAAAAAACAUUCUCACUUAUAAAUUUAAAUGUUGUUUAAGGAGAUUAUUGUUAUUUAAAAAGAAAGAUGUGUUGAAAUGGACAGCCGGAGAAUAAAGGAAUCUUAAUGCUGUCUGAAAACAACUCUUAA
Centropristis striata (black sea bass) is the source of this 2232-nucleotide messenger RNA. It is a transcript of the gene colgalt2b, whose product is annotated as collagen beta(1-O)galactosyltransferase 2b. The transcript has 12 exons. The coding region runs from base 25 to 1734 and encodes 569 amino acids. Gene Ontology annotation, molecular function: procollagen galactosyltransferase activity. The record is from RefSeq and is a predicted model, not a curated record. NCBI's taxonomy places the organism in Eukaryota, Metazoa, Chordata, Actinopteri, Perciformes, Serranidae.